GUUUAAAAAAGAUUGAGAAAAGCCUUACGAAGUGCUCAAAUCCGACGCCAAGGGGAGUAAAAACAGACAGCAAAACAAUACAGUUAUAGUACCGCUUAAAUUUCCGCUGCUCUCCGCAGGAGCCACAUAGACCACGUUCGCCUUUCUCCCCACGACGCUUUUCUUCAUUGGUUUAAAUACGUAAAAUCUGCUGUGAAUUAGCGAAGAUCACAAUGACAACCCAUUUCAGGAGCGGACCUGCUUUCGGACUGUCAGCCGAGGUGAAGAGCAAGCUGGCCCAUAAAUAUGACCCCCAGAAGGAGGAGGAACUGAGGCUGUGGAUCCAUGAAGUUAUUGGUCGGAAAGUGCCGGACAACUUCAUGGAGGGGCUGAAAGACGGUGUCAUCCUCUGCGAGUUGAUCAACAAGCUCCAGCCUGGAUCUGUGAAAAAGAUCAACAACUCGCCACAGAACUGGCAUCAGCUGGAAAACAUCGGCAACUUUGUCAAGGCCAUCACCGAUUAUGGCCUAAAGCCGCACGAUGUCUUUGAAGCCAACGACCUGUUUGAGAACGUCAACCACACGCAAGUUCAGAGCACACUCAUUACGCUGGCCGGAAUGGCUAAAUCCAAAGGUUUUCAGUGCAAGUACGACAUUGGAGUUAAAUACGCUGAAAAACAGCAGCGCCGCUUUAACCCCGAGAAGCUGAAAGAGGGUCGCAACAUCAUUGGCCUGCAGAUGGGCACCAACAAGUUUGCCAGCCAGAAGGGCAUGACCUCGUACGGCACACGGCGCCACCUCUACGACCCCAAGACGGGCAUGGAAAGCCCGAUGGACCAAUCCACAAUCAGCUUGCAGAUGGGCACCAACAAGGGAGCCAAUCAGUCCGGCAUGACCGCCCCCGGCACCAAGCGGCAGAUCUUCGAUAAGAAGCUGGACCUGGAGCCGUGUGACACGUCCACCGUGUCCUUGCAGAUGGGCACCAACAAGGUGGCAUCUCAGAUGGGCAUGACUGUGUACGGACUGCCCCGCCAGGUCUACGACAGCAAGUACUGCGUCAACCCUGACACCCUGUUCAACAACGGCGAGGGGGGAGGACAGUACGCCUACGACAACUACCAGAAUUACUCUGACUAAGGCAGACCGUCGGCAUGCAAAGCCAGCUCUGCUCUCAUUCUAACUUCAUUCACUUCUCUAAUAGUUGGGGUAAGAUUUUGAUUCCCCCCCCCAGUCCCUCAUCUGCACCUCAUCUUACAGUUGGUUCCAAAUAUCUUUUGGGUCUUUUUUUUCUUAAUUCAUCAUCAAACACUUUUAAUAUAAUAAAAAAGCAAUUGUUAUGCCUCUUAUUAGGAACGAUACCAGGUGCUGCAUGUGGAGUCUUUAAAGUCUCUAUUUAAAUGUAGGUUUUGUAUUUAUUGAGAUAACAGAUUCAUCCUAGUUUAAUGGUACAAAACCUCAUAUAUAUUAUUUUUUUUUAACAGGUGGAAAAACCCUUGUGUGCAUGACAGUUUGUCCCCAUUUCCCUCAUUGUUGACCUUUGACCCCCGGGAUGACAUGCAUUAAUGAGCUUGAGUGUUAAUCUGCGGGAAGCUCUUCACCACUGCGCUGUAGUUCACCUGUGACCUUUGAUCUUUUCAGCUAGGAGACCUUAGUUUUCUACUCUGCCUCGCAGGACAGAAGAUAUUUAAAUUGGAUCUUGUAAAGUAUUUAUGAAGAAAUGUUUUGGGCUGCUCACGUAGCCCAGUUUAUAACUUUUAUAUGUAUCUAUGUUAGUGUGCCAUCUAGUGUUUAUUUUUCAAUAUAUCAGCUAUCUGGAUCUGUGCCAAAAAAGAUGUUUUAUAAUUGUAAAUCAGAAACCAUUUUUCUUCCAAAGUCAGAUCCUAUAUUUAAAAAAGCAACAGGAUCCAUAUACCAAAAUUUACCAGCCUAAAUAAGGACUCACUUUUAAAUACUUUUUUAACACUGUAUUUUUUUAGACUUGUAAGUCUAUGUGUAACUACAGAAAUUCUACAUUACCAAGGGUUUAAUGGUCCCUGUGGGUGGAAUUACUUAAGAUUGUGAACAUUUCGGGCAAGAAAUGUUGUAUGCAGCAUCAAAGGGACAGUAUGUUGGAGGUCAAGGUACACCAGAUACCUUUUCAGUGAUGAUUAUUGCUACUGAGGAAAUGAUUGCACUAAAGGAACCAAUAAUAUAGGAUGUUUUACACUGAAUUCGACACUAAGACUCUUCUUGUUCAUGGGAGAAUCCGUCCACCGUCUUGCCAAAAUGGGGAAAAAUUCUUUCUGUAAACCCUGCAGAAUCCCGAAGGUGCCCUUAGUCUGAGUCACCUGCGCUGGACACGAAAUGUUCAGUUUCCUAAUGCUUCAAUGGCCAAACAGGCAUGUGUGGGUCAUGUGAGCUCAAGCCCCUUUCAACUGAUAUAAACGCUUUUUCUCUGCUAGUGAAAUGUUGCUUGACAUUGGACCCAAGGUGUGUGUGCUUCAGUUACAUUUGCUGGGUUUGUUUUAAUGACAAUCAUGGCCACAUUAUUUCAAAGGUUGGAUAAAGCCAACUGUGCUUGGCCUCGACAAAGCAAAGCAUUUCCAUUAUGUCUGUAUUUUGGAAUAAAACUGUGCAAUACCAAUAAAACAAGGAAGCAGAAGCCAC
Molecule: messenger RNA, 2624 nt
Organism: Paramormyrops kingsleyae
Lineage: Eukaryota; Metazoa; Chordata; Actinopteri; Osteoglossiformes; Mormyridae
Product: calponin-1-like
Biological process (GO): actomyosin structure organization; actin filament organization
Cellular component (GO): actin cytoskeleton
Molecular function (GO): actin filament binding
Source: RefSeq, a predicted model, not a curated record